Molecule: messenger RNA, 1692 nt
Organism: Hyposmocoma kahamanoa
Lineage: Eukaryota; Metazoa; Arthropoda; Insecta; Lepidoptera; Cosmopterigidae
Gene: PRL-1
Product: protein tyrosine phosphatase type IVA 3
Exons: 6
Coding region: 689-1204 (171 amino acids)
Biological process (GO): protein dephosphorylation
Cellular component (GO): nucleus
Molecular function (GO): protein tyrosine phosphatase activity
Source: RefSeq, a predicted model, not a curated record
CGAGCCGCUGCGAUGUAAACGCUUAACCUCCAACACUGUCUACUACGACAGCUCCUGUUGCGUGUGCACGAUUGUUUCUGUUACUUUCCUCGUCUACCUGUUCAUUAACUUUAAUUCGUGUUCCAAUAACUGUUAUCCCAUCCGCCGAGCCGGAUACAUCUGGAGAUCCCUUCUGUGGCGCCAUUGAUGGAGUUCCGCUUGGACAGCGCGGAGUACUGCCAGGCUCAACACAAAUAAAGUGCAGGCGCACCGCGCGGACGCGUGACGCUACGCUGGACCCAUGCCGCGUGCGCGCGCUGACUCGCUGAAAGCGCACACGUACACCCACCCACAGUUACCUUAAAUUCGGAGCCCGUUAAUUGGUGCAUAUCAAGUCGCCGAAGUUCGAGUGAAAGCAACAACUUAUGUUUUUCGCAUAAUUUUCUUUUUCAUUCCACAUUAAGAACUUUUGUUUCGCCGUUUCCGUAUGUACUCAAGUGGUUGAAAACGACAUCCAUGCGGGUGGCUCAGAUGAUAUAAUUGGACCCUUUCUAAACAAAAGUAACGAAACUGCCGUGUGUUGUGUGGAAAUAGAGUGACAGUUUGUCUGUUAGACUCUGACGGAUCGUGAGACUUGCGACGCGGGUGAAGUGAGGCUGCGGUCUAGUGAUUGUGAGUGUAGUAAGUGGGAGAAAGCGUAACCGUCACCAUGAAGCAGAAGGACAUCAGGCCGGCGCCGUCUCUCAUCGAGUACAAAUCCAUGCGGUUCUUGAUCACCGACAGGCCAUCCGACGUUACCAUCCAGUCCUAUCUCCAGGAGCUGCGCAAGCAUAACGUGUGCACGGUGGUGCGCGUGUGCGAGCCAAGUUACGAUACGGCGCCUCUCAAGAGCGAGGGCAUCGAGGUGCGAGACUUGGCUUACGACGACGGCACCUUCCCACCGCCAAAUGUCGUCGACGAGUGGUUCGAGAUCUUGCGCGAAAAAGCGCAGAACAAGCCGGAAGAGGCGGUAGCGGUGCACUGCGUCGCGGGACUGGGCCGCGCGCCCGUCAUGGUUGCGCUGGCUCUCAUCGAGCUCGGCAUGAAGUACGAGGAGGCCGUCGAGACCAUCAGGGAUCAGCGUCGUGGCGCCAUCAACGCUAAGCAGCUCUCGUACUUGGAGAAGUACAGGCCAAAGUCGCGUCUCAAGAAGAACGGGCAUAAGAACUCUUGCUGCAUACAAUAAACGGCCUAUUCACGAUCCUACAUAUUGCCUGGACGGAACGAGUCGAUCAGACGCAAGACAGAAAAAGUCAGCAUUAUUCUUGCAGCCUUUCUCUGUCGGACAAUAUUUAGGUUAUUGAAUAAGUCCGUAACGCAAGCAAGCGCGCCUGUAGGAACCCGUCCGCGCCCAUAACAGCGAAUGUAGCUCUGCUUUCACACACACACCGACACAGGGCAGCAUCACACAACCAACUAGUUUAUAUAAUAUAACGUAGCAUGUCGCCUUUUCGACGACCUCCUUAUUAUUUCGUUGGGAUUGUAACCGAAUUCCGACUAACCGAGCUUGCACUCGGUGCGCACAUUCCCGACCCCUUUCACUCGAACUAACCGAGAAUUUGGUUAUGAUCUCUUCAGUCUUUGACAUAUUUAUCUCGAGUUUUCUAUGAAGUUUUUAAUUGAGAGUCUUAUUGUAAGCUAAUGUUUGUACAUUCAAAGUAAAGGUGUAUUACC